This is a messenger RNA of Anoplopoma fimbria (sablefish), 4484 nucleotides long. RefSeq names its product tripartite motif-containing protein 3-like. Lineage: Eukaryota; Metazoa; Chordata; Actinopteri; Perciformes; Anoplopomatidae. Gene Ontology annotation, biological process: negative regulation of translation; proteasome-mediated ubiquitin-dependent protein catabolic process; protein polyubiquitination. The record is from RefSeq and is a predicted model, not a curated record. The transcript is spliced from 13 exons. Bases 182 to 2497 code for a protein of 771 amino acids. Gene Ontology annotation, molecular function: translation repressor activity; ubiquitin protein ligase activity; protein binding.
UUAGCAUUAUACUGAGUCAGACUGAGAGAGCAGUUGUUUAGAUGCAACCUCAAAGGAUAAAUUACAAACCCUGCUGUUGGAACAGUGGAUGAAAGAUGAGGCGAGGCUGAAAGAUUGUACAGUCAUAGGGCUGUGACGCAUGAGGAGGUGAUGGGUUAAGCGGUCCCUGUGCCCCAUUUGAAUGUCCGUCACUAUGGCUAAACGUGAGACCGGCAGCACCAGCCCUGUGGUCAGGCAGAUCGACAAGCAGUUCCUGGUCUGCAGCAUUUGUUUGGACCAUUAUCACAACCCCAAGGUCCUGCCCUGCCUGCACACCUUCUGUGAGAAAUGCCUACAGAACUACAUCCCUCCCCAGUCUUUGACGCUGUCCUGUCCAGUAUGCAGACAAACCUCUAUCUUGCCAGAGAAGGGUGUGGCAGCCCUGCAGAACAACUUCUUCAUCACUAACCUAAUGGAGGUGUUACAGCGAGACCCAGAGUGCAGCCGACCUGAGGCCUGUAAUGUUCUUGAGUCAGCCAGUGCAGCUACAGCCUGUCAGCCCCUCUCUUGCCCAAACCAUGAGGGCAAGGUGAUGGAGUUUUACUGCGAGUCAUGUGAAACCGCCAUGUGUCUGGAGUGUACAGAGGGAGAACACAGGGAACAUGUGACAGUUCCUCUGAGGGAUGUGCUGGAACAGCACAAGUCAGCGCUAAAAAAUCAGCUGGAUGCUGUGCGCAACAGACUACCUCAGCUGACGGCUGCCAUUGAGCUUGUGAACGAGAUCUCCAAGCAGCUUACAGAGCGGAAAAAUGAGGCAGUGACUGAAAUCAGUAACACUUUUGACGAGCUGGAGAAGGCCUUACACCAACGCAAGACCGCUCUCAUCACUGAGGUGGAAAACAUCUGCAGCACUAAGCAGAAGGUGCUUCAGGCCCAGCUGACCUCUUUGCUUCAGGGCAAAGAGAACAUUCAAAGCAGCUGUAACUUCACAGAGCAGGCCCUGAGCCACGGCAGCGCCACUGAGGUCCUGUUGGUCCAGAAGCAGAUGGGUGAGCGGGUCAGUGCCCUGGCACGACACACCUUUCCUGAACAUCCUCAUGAAAAUGGACAUCUGGAAUGCCAGGUGGAGACGGAUGGACUGAGGCGCUCCAUUCAAAACCUGGGAGUCCUGAUCACAACAGGGACUGUAGGUCAUACUAGUGUUGCCACAGGCGAAGGUCUGCGACACGCACUGGUCGGCCAGCACACCACUGUCACAGUCACUACUAAAGACAAGGAUGGAGAACUAGUGAAGACUGGUAAUGCAUCUCUGAGGGCAGAGAUUAUCUCUGCAGAUGGAGGGUGCACUGAAGCUGAGGUGGCUGACAACAAGAACGGCACCUAUGAGGUCGGAUACACCGUCCGCUCAGAGGGAGAAUUCACCUUCUCAUUGCUGCUAUAUGAGCAACCUGUGAGGGGGAGUCCGUUUCGCUUGCGUGCCGUCAAGCCGUCAGAUGUCCUGCAGUCACCAGACGACGUGAAGAGAAGAGUGAAGUCCCCGAGUGGAGGAGGAGGCCAUGUUCGACAAAAGGCUGUGCGCAGACCCUCCAGCAUGUACAGCACCACCAAGAAAAAGGAGAACCCAAUAGAGGAUGAGCUGAUCUACAGAGUGGGAACAAGAGGGCGAGAUAAAGGAGAAUUCACUAACCUACAAGGCAUCUCCACCUCCAGUAAUGGACGGAUUGUGGUGGCAGACAGCAACAACCAGUGUAUACAGGUAUUCUCAAAUGAUGGCCAGUUUAAGAUGAGGUUUGGGGUCAGAGGUCGUUCACCAGGGCAGCUGCAGAGGCCCACAGGGGUCACAGUGGACGUGAACGGUGACAUAAUUGUAGCUGAUUACGACAACAGAUGGAUUAGCAUCUUCUCCUCGGAUGGCAAGUUCAAGAGCAAAAUCGGAGCGGGGAGAUUGAUGGGACCCAAAGGUGUGGCUGUGGAUAAGAAUGGACAUAUCAUCACGGUUGAUAAUAAGGCCUGCUGUGUCUUCAUCUUCCAAUCAAACGGGAAGCUGGUGACAAAGUUCGGAGCCAGAGGAACGUCCGACAGACACUUUGCAGAAAAAAGUGGUGCAAACAUUGUACUGGAACAAAAGCUUAGUAAAUCUGGCCCUGUUUUCAGUCCUCACUUUGUGGCCGUAAAUAACAAAAAUGAAAUUGUGGUAACAGACUUUCAUAACCAUUCAGUCAAGGUGUACAAUGCAGAUGGGGAGUUCCUGUUUAAAUUUGGCUCCCAUGGAGAGGGGAACGGCCAGUUCAAUGCUCCAACUGGCGUUGCUGUGGAUGCCAAUGGAAAUAUCAUUGUUGCUGAUUGGGGAAACAGUCGGAUCCAGGUGUUCGACAGCUCAGGGUCCUUCCUGUCCUACAUCAACACAUCAGCGGACCCCCUUUACGGCCCUCAGGGUCUGGCCCUCACAUCUGACGGUCAUGUGGCAGUGGCGGACUCUGGGAACCACUGCUUCAAGGUCUACCGCUACCUGCAGUAGAGACGUGAGACAGCCAUCUUCACCACUGCAAUCACUGACAACGACACAACUAAUGUAUUACAAAGGGUGCAAUCCAACACAGCCUGUUGAUGUGCACAUCAGCUGAUCUCCCAGAUUGAAUUAAGUGUCUGAUCCUGAGUUUACCCUCCCUAUGAUGUGUAUUGAAGGUUGUUUGUAAAGUUGGAUAAUGUAGCAUCCUCGGGACAAGUAAUGGACUUAAAGCUAUGGACUGCUUUUAGAGAAUGUGCAAAAACAUUUUUGUGUGUUGUACGCUGUUGAUGGUAUUAUCCAACCACACUUUCUGUGAGACCGGACAGGGUAGGAUAUAGAAGUAUUUAAUGAGCCAUAACUUGUCCAAAUGCAUGAAGUUUUAUUUUAAUCUUAACGUCCAGGCAACUACACAGUGUACCCAUCGGUUGCUUUUCUCAUGAACUAGUUAAUGCUUACAGUGAAAUGAACAACGCUAGGCAAUGAAAUGUAAAGUUUCUCAUUUAUUGACAUUUCGCAUAAAAACAUGUCAUCACCAUCUGUGCAUUGAUUUGCUGUAUGUACUGUAUAUACAGACAUGUAUAUUGUGUAUAUUGGAUCACUCCCUAUGUAUGUGCUAUGAUUUUGAAACACACAGCCUUUUGGCUAUUCAGAGAGCAGCGGUCAAGCAUUCCAGGAUUUUAACAAUCUUUGUAUGGCAGCUGUUAAAGAAUGUGCUUUUUGAACAUACCCAGCACAUGCUUAUGAGAAGAAGAGUGUCAUAUUUAUUGCUAAUGUAAGCAGCACAAUAAUCAUUUUUGUUAAUAUAUCUGUUGUUUUAAAAAGAAAAAAAAAGAUAAAAAAAAGCUAAUUUAUUUUAUUUUAUACACUAGCACAGCAUUUUCAAAUUAUUUUUCUAAAUUGAUGUGCUUUUUUUCUUUAGAGCUUUACACUUCAUUCCGUUCCCCUAAAGGGAAACUCCACCUUAAAACAGAAUUCAGUGCAUCAGGAAAAAUUUGAUCAGUUUUUGUGCACAUGAGCCGGUGUUUUUCAAAGCCAUAACCCCAUCUUUUUUCGAGAAGUUUUCUAAGUUUUUCUGUUCAGAAUUCAUGGCUAAAGAUAUGGGUUCAUAGAUAUUGUUUUGCCUUUAACAAUUAAAGAGCUUUAUUUAGCGACAGUUACAAACCAGAAAGAAUACAUAUCUCAGGAAAUCCAUCCAAAUUAGAUCAGCAUGUCAAUAGAACAACUCAACACAUUCUUAUUUUUUGGGAUAGCACUAGCUUUUGAUGGAGAAAAACAGUCGAUUUGUGCAAAUGUAGUCUAGAUCCAAGACCACAAAAAUGACCGGGAUGGAAGAUGAAUUCUGUUUUACAGUGUUUUUUUUUUUCAUUAUCAUUUUUCAUUUUGGCUUUUACAUAGGAAACAGUUGCAACAUAUUUAAAUGAUAGUUUAUUAGAUGAUAUUUGCCAGCAAAUUCAUCCCCGCUUUAGAAUCCACUCACCUAUGGUACUGUUGUAAGCUAUCUGACAGAGCACUGUUUUCUGCCUGCACCACAUCAAGCCAUGACCAAGCCCAAGUGAAAAACCUGUACCAGUAGAGCUGUUGCUGCUCUUGCUCCACCCAGUGUUCAUUCUGUGUAAUGUCAUAAGAACAACCUGGUGCCACAGCAGAAACAGGUCCAGGAGCAGGAAAAAGGCAACUUCCUGGUUUGACAUAACAACCCACAGCACUGUGCUAAACAACCGAACACCAACACUCACCCUCCCCAGUGUAGGGAUUUACCGACCUACAGGAUAUAUCCCCAUUUCACCGGUUAAGUCCACCAGGAAGCUUCUGUUUUUCACGCACCUGAUCUGUUGCUUGACUUGUUGCCAAACAGGAGCCGAGACAUCUUUAAAGAGUCAAAGGCUCCCCAUUUCCAGAUGAGUCUGAAGCAUUUUACACUACUCUGUGUCACACCAAUACAAAUUUUGAUUUCUCUAUGAAUAUGCACUGGUAAUAAAAGCACAUGGUUUACUGA